AUGGAAGUGGCGGGCGUUGUCAUAGGUGCUGUUGCACUUAUAGGUGUCUUCGAAGAUUGCGUCGAGCUAUUCUCGCAGAUCGGUGCGGCGAAAUCCAUGGGAAAGGAUUACAUACUACUUGCAACAAGGCUUGAUCUUCAAAGAGCAUUACUACUACAAUGGGCGGAGCGUAUGCACAUCUACGACGAGGAAACAUACGACGCACGACUGAAUGAAGCUACUGUCGCAUCUCUCAUCUACAGGACCCUUGGGUGCAUUCGCCAACUUCUCCAAGAUGGCAACGUGUUGCAACAACGCUAUGGUGUGAGAGCAGCGGAGGCAUCUGAGACAACUGAGUCUUCGACGACUGUCAGCAAUUCAUUGAUGGCUCGUAUACGCGACAUGUCACUUACUCUCCAAUCCCGGCGCGAUGCAAGGGAAAGCGAACUCGAACGAAGCAGGUACCCUCAAGACUCAUCAGGCAUCAAUAGCCACGCGAAGCGAUCUUGGUCUGAUUACGUAUCAUCUCAGUCUGAUCAGGCGGAGUCGUCGCACCGACGUCCGGACAACAAUCUCCAGAACAAGCGACCGCGAUACGAUACGUACCGAUCCCGGUUUGAACAUCCCAGCCACAAUUUGCACGACAAUCGUCAAAGCAAAUCCUCACUGUCCGGAAAUAUCAAAUGGGUCAUCAGGGAUAAAGACCAAUUUGACAGUCUUGUUCGAAAACUAUCAGAACUCAUUUCAGAUAUCGAUAGACUUGUCCCACCACUUCGUGGUGGGACUACUCAUACAAUCCUGGCGCGCGAUCUGCAGGAUAUGAGCAGCGUUCGCGAGCUCAGAAAGAUAAUGUACGCUUCCAUAACCGACAACAGUGAGCUAGUCAACAUUACCGAACAGGCUAUCGACGCAGCUUGUACCAAACUAAUCCUCGAUCAUCUUUGGUUUCGCUUGAUCGAUGAUAGAAGAAACAAUGUUGUUGAAGCUCAUUCCAACACCCUUGAAUGGGCUAUUCGUCCACCUGCUUCCGAUGUGGCUUGGGAUGAUCUGGGCGAGUGGUUGCGUUCUGGACCUGACAUUUACUGGAUACAUGGCAAGCCCGGUAGCGGAAAAUCCACGCUGAUGAAAUUCUUGUUCCAUCACCCUCAGGUUGUUUCUUUCCUGCAAGAAUGGGCGGGAGAAAGGAAACUGACUGUAGCCUCGUUCUUCUUGUGGAACAUCGGAGCUGUCGAGCAGAGCUCUCAAGAAGGACUCGCUCGAGGACUGUUACAUCACGUUCUGAAGCAGAACCCAACGUUGACCCCUGAAGUAUUGCCAUACAUGUGGCAGGAAGCGCAGAGUGGUGUUGUAGGCUUGAGACUCCCGUCGCACAGCGAAAUGAAGACUGCGUUCCAGCAAAUUGGCAAUCAACAGACGAAAGGGGCUUUCGCUUUCUUCAUUGAUGGCCUAGACGAGUUUACCGGCAACCACCGAGAUGGGAUAUCGUUCGUAAAAAGUUUCAUCACCAGCGCAAACAUCAAGAUCAUAGUAUCAAGUCGACCUAUCGAUAGCUGUGUCGCAGCCUUCUCCUCAGCGCCCAAGCUUAAGCUUCAGGAUCUCACAGAGCCAGACAUCGAAAGAUACAUCAACGACGUCUUACGUUCGCACCCUUAUGUCCGCCAAGCUAAAUGUGUGAGCGAUGCAACCCUGGAAGGGCUGGUGGAAGAUAUACAGAGCAAAGCGAGCGGUGUGUUUUUGUGGGUUGUUCUUGCAUGCCGCACUCUUACGGAGGGGUUCGAGGCGUACGACGAUGCUGACGAACUUCGUCGUCGUGUUGAUGAAUUACCACCAGAACUCGAACAACUCUUUCGUCACAUACUCAACGGCCUUCCCACUCGCUUCAUUCAGCAGUCUGCGAAACUACUACGAGUAUGCUACACCAGUCGAAAGCUGCAUUUCGAGAACAGGAUACCAGCUUUCCGGUUAGCUUGGGCGCACGAGAAGGACAUGAAAACUGACGCAAUGGGAGAGUUCAUCCCAGAUUCUCUUAACGAACGGAAAGCAAGAAGUGCCAUGCUCAAAGGUCGCCUGCGAAGUCGAUGCAGGGGACUCUUAGAGGUCACAACAAAGGACUAUGAUCUCGUCAAUGGUCCUUUCGUGGUCUUCAUGCAUCGUACAGUGUUCGAAUUCCUUUGCACUCCGGGUGUGUGGGAAAUGGAAUGCUUGCGAAUUGACGACCACGAGUUUGACGCCACCACUGUAUUGGCAUACAUGGUCUGCUAUUUGUUGUGUGCUCAGAAGACGACUUUCCACGAAGGCAAAAAUGUGAUUUAUACAGCCUUUCUUUAUAUGCAGGAAAUCGAGGCAACAUCGAUACCGACACUAGGACGCCUACUCAACCGCUUCGCCUAUGCGCUCAUGCAGCCAGUAAGCGACAUACAGAUACCCUCCACCCGACCUGGCUUUGCUCCCGCUGUGGAUGAAUCCGCUCUUCUGUUGGCUAUAGAACUUGAUUUAGUCGCGUUCGUUGAAAGCCAUGAUCUGCGUGAUCUGCGUAAGAUAGUCACGCUACGGAAGCUGCACAACCAAGAUGCGAGUACGCAAUGGAGUCUUCUAUAUCACGCCUUGAAGAAGCCUAUGUUGUUUAAAAGGCUCGCUACCCCGCACGGUUACCCAUAUUCGUCUGAUAUGAUCAACAUUCUGCUCCAAGCUGGAUGCAAUCCGAACGAACGUAUCGCAGUAUCUGGGACAGAUAAGAAAACUUGUUGGGAGAUUUGGAUGGAAUCUGGGUGCAUGGUCACGUUUGAACGUACCCCCGAAAUUCGAAGCGCCGAAAUAACGAUGUUGAUGAUUCGUGGCGGUGCACUUGUUAGGGGUACUCACUUCGAUGGUGAACAAGAUAAGCUAAAGUCGCUACUACAGACAGUGGGGGAUCCACAGAGUGCCGCGAAAAGGAUAGAGGAUCUACAGGAUCGCAGGAAGUGGAUAGCACUCUGCAACGAGAUUGCAGAAGCAGUGGCGCCAAUGCUUUCAUAA
This is a messenger RNA of Alternaria burnsii, 2994 nucleotides long. RefSeq lists its product as uncharacterized. Bases 1 to 2994 code for a protein of 997 amino acids. Lineage: Eukaryota; Fungi; Ascomycota; Dothideomycetes; Pleosporales; Pleosporaceae. The transcript is spliced from 2 exons. The record is from RefSeq and is a predicted model, not a curated record.